Messenger RNA from Elephantulus edwardii (Cape elephant shrew), 1710 nucleotides. Its product is annotated as protein FAM205A-like. The record is from RefSeq and is a predicted model, not a curated record. The transcript is spliced from 6 exons. NCBI's taxonomy places the organism in Eukaryota, Metazoa, Chordata, Mammalia, Macroscelidea, Macroscelididae. Bases 1 to 1710 code for a protein of 569 amino acids.
AUGAUGGACGUCUGGGUCAUUUAUAACUUGGCAAUUAUAAAAACUGCUGCAGUAAACAGGCCUGUGAGUGUGGCCAUUUGUGAUGCAGCUCUUCAUUAUCUGGCCUACAACCUGCUGGUGAGGCUGCUGGGUGUUGGAGUUUUGAACAAAUUUAAGAAAUCAGUGUCUUGUCAGAUUAAAGCAGUGACUGCUCUCCUGAUACUGAUGAGACUGAGGCUCUGCUCUGAUUUACAUCUGCUCCGAGGGAUGCUGGCUAUCCUUUAUACACUCACUGUUUCAGCUCCUUUCCUGCAUUACACGAACAAACAUGAAACGGUCAGUGAAAAGGCUACAGAUGCAACAUCAAGAGCCAUGGCUGCUCUCCCCAGGACCGUCUCCUGUGUGCAGCCCCGUUACCACGUCUCCAGUCGCGUGCCUCUCGAGAUUCAGCAGUUUAUGUCAGGGCAAGAAAUCCUGACUGCCUCCCCUUCAGCUGAAGAAUCACAGCAACCGCUGUCUCAGAGAAACACCCCGAUUGUCUCCACUUCAGCUGGAGCAUCACGGAGCUUCUCUUACCUAGAGAUUUUGUCUCUAUCUGGUCUCCAUGAGCUGAGUCUGCCCCUGGGGACCAAGCACUCCAGGGAGCCCGCUCUUUCAUCAGAAACCUUCACAAGGUUACAACUAUUAGAAGAGAAAUCCUUAAGCCAGAUGGCUGUUCUAUCAAAGUAUGUGGUCAGCAUCCAAGUUGACUGGGCUGAACACCUGCAACUCGGGCAAGGACUUCAACUACCAACUAUGUCCAGGACCCCAGAUAGUUUGUCUAUUUCAAGUUUCAAUGAGCCUAAGAUAAAUGUGCACCAACAAAAUAUGAUGUCUAGAAAUCUUCUAGUUGUACAUGGUAUUCGGAAUAAACAAACUUUGAAAUUUCGAGUCAUUUUGCUGUGUUUAAAUCUUCUUGAGAUCCAUGUUAAAAAAUGGCUACAAUUCCAGAGAUGGGGGCAACCCAGGUACUUGAAGUGCUCCAUGAAGCACAAGAAGAUGGACCCAUUAUCAAGUAACCAGUCUGCAAAUAGCCAGCUAAUUCCAUUCUUCAGGAACGAUACUUUUACCAUCUGUGCUGAAACAACUGGAGGCCUAUUUAGAUCCUAUACACGACCUGGGAAACAGGCCAAAGACACAAGGGCCUAUCAAACCCAGAAUCACAGCGCACUCAACUGUGGCCACAUUCGUCUCUAUAAUGAGACCCUACUUGCCACCUUCACAGGCUCUCAAGCUCUGUCCAUGGACGGCUCCAUGUCCCAGCCCUUGCCAAAUAUUCCAUCUCUCUGUAGUGUGUAUUACUACUACUUGCUGGAGCCAAAUUGCCCAUUCUCCUUGGCACCAUAUUCUUCCACAUUUACCUCAAACUCAACCUCUGUACUUGAGCACAGAGAAAUUAAUGUCAAUGUCCAAUAUCUCACUCUGGGUGCAUGUGAAGCCAUGGAGUGUCACCUGCUACAGAUGCAGCUGCCCCUGAGGAGGGACAUGUUAGCUGUUCUACAGAGAUAUAAGUACACUCAGAGCCUCAUGCCAUAUGGAGGACGUGACACAAUCCAAACUCCUGAGACUGUGGAUACUUCCUGGCUAGGAGAGUCCCCCGGGUCACUUCUCCUAAGGGAACAUACAGUCGUCUUCUAUAGUGCCUGGAGGCUGGUGGAGUCCCAGCCCCAAAAGAAGUUGACUCAACAUUAA